CUGUUUAUUGCAAGAAUUACAAAACCAUGCAGACCAGAUUUACCCUAUUUGGAACUUUCCUCAAAAGCACGCACAAGACACUCACAUUCUAUGAUUUAUUAAUGCCACACGUACGAGACAUUUCUAUUUGCCCACUCAUUUAGCUUCUGUAGAAAAAGCUGAGAGAGAUCUAGAGAGAGAUGCAGGGGGGUUUUAAGGAGCUUUCGUGAUUUUUGCUUCUCAGCACACCCCUAACAUGCCAAGACUAUCACCACCACAAAAGCAGCGGCAGCACCACCACCUCUCACUAUUCCUUCUCGCCGUCUUUAUACUCUCCUUCACCGGUAAUGUCGCCACCACUCAACCAUUCCGUGAAGCUCCCAAGUUCUACAACUCCCCAAUCUGCGCUUCUAUUUCUGCUGCAGCUGCUGCUGAAUUCUGCUCCAAUGAGGCAGUCCACGUCGCCAUGACUCUCGACGCCGCUUAUCUCCGUGGCUCCAUGGCCGCCAUUCUCUCUGUUCUCCAGCACUCUUCCUGCCCUGAAAACAUAGUUUUCCACUUUGUCUCCUCCUCCUCCUCUGACCUUCUCGGCAGCACCAUCUCCAAGUCUUUCCCAUACUUGAAGUUCCGAGUCUACGCUUUUGAUGACUCGGCCGUGUCGGGACUCAUCUCCACCUCGAUCCGAACCGCCUUGGACUGCCCUCUCAACUAUGCCCGAAACUACCUGGCAAGUCUCCUCCCUCCAUGUGUGCGGCGCGUGGUCUACCUCGACUCCGACCUGGUCCUCGUCGACGACAUUGCCAAGCUCUCCGCGACCCCUCUCGGGGACCGAGCGGUCCUUGCCGCGCCCGAGUACUGCAACGCGAAUUUCACCUCCUACUUCACGCCGACUUUUUGGUCCAACCCUUCUCUGUCCCUGAUCUUCGCGGGCCGCGAAGCCUGUUACUUCAACACAGGUGUGAUGGUCAUCGACUUGCAGCGGUGGAGAGAUGGUGACUACACGAACAAGAUAGUGGAGUGGAUGGAGCUCCAGAAGAGGAUUCGGAUCUAUGAUCUGGGUUCGCUGCCGCCAUUUUUACUGGUUUUCGCCGGGAACAUAGCUCCUGUGGAUCACCGGUGGAACCAGCAUGGUCUCGGGGGGGACAACUUUCGUGGACUUUGUAGAGAUCUGCAUCCUGGUCCGGCGAGUCUGUUGCAUUGGAGUGGGAAAGGAAAGCCGUGGGCUCGACUCGACGCGAAUCGGCCAUGCCCGUUGGACGAGUUAUGGGCUCCUUAUGAUCUUUUGCAGACACAGUUCGCUCUCGAGUCUUAGAAGAAGAAAUUGUAUAAUUAAUUAAUUUUCCCUCCAUAGAUAUUACUUCUUUUUUUUUCCUGACAUUUUUAGAGGAAUUGGGCAUGAGUGGCUUAUCUGCAUAUAUAUAAGCGUCUCUCGACUAUGAGCCUCGUCUGCAGAUUUUGAUCAUAAGUUGGGGUACUGAGGGGUGGUCAUGUUUGUGUACAUUGCAGCCAUUAACGGAUCUUUUUCUUCUUUCUUUCUGUUCCUGGGAACAGGGAAUUAAGGUUACUAAAGAAGAAAGAAGGAAUCUAUAUAUAUGUAAUUUUGAGAUGUUACUCGAAAUGAUGAUCAAUUUAUUUAUGUUAA
Molecule: messenger RNA, 1621 nt
Organism: Carya illinoinensis
Lineage: Eukaryota; Viridiplantae; Streptophyta; Magnoliopsida; Fagales; Juglandaceae
Product: probable galacturonosyltransferase-like 1
Exons: 1
Coding region: 236-1291 (351 amino acids)
Cellular component (GO): Golgi apparatus
Molecular function (GO): glycosyltransferase activity
Source: RefSeq, a predicted model, not a curated record